Molecule: messenger RNA, 4518 nt
Organism: Equus quagga
Lineage: Eukaryota; Metazoa; Chordata; Mammalia; Perissodactyla; Equidae
Gene: CEP44
Product: centrosomal protein 44
Exons: 13
Coding region: 418-1617 (399 amino acids)
Cellular component (GO): centrosome; spindle pole
Source: RefSeq, a predicted model, not a curated record
CGUGGCUUUGAAGGUCUUGCCGCGAGGCUUGGCGGGCUCCGACCCGCUGUUCCAAAUACAAACGGUCGGCGCGGUAGGCGCGCCUGAACGCAGGCGUCGGGCUGCAGGCGUUCGUUGCUAGAGGCAGGGCACCGACGGCUGUUUCUGGUUGCACGAGCUACCUCUUCCCGCUGUUGUGCGGCGCCAGAGGCCUUCGGAGCCAGCUUCUUUGCUCGGCGGCUGCUGGAUCCAAGCUGUACUUGUAUCUUACUCUUCUUCAAAAUAUUUAUUCCGCUGAUACUGAAGAGGAUGUGUUCCAGGGACAUACUUUGUUGUCAGAAAUUCCAUUACCAGAGGAGCUUCAUUCCCAGAGGAUUCAUUACUCAAGGUGAAAAAUUAGGUUAUUUCAAAAGCUGGAGCUGAAUCUAAUGUUAAAUAAUGGCAACAGGUGACUUAAAAAGAAGCUUACGGAACCUGGAGCAGGUGCUGCGCUCAUUAAAUUAUCCUGAAGAGGUGGACUGUGUAGGUUUGAUAAAGGGAGAUACAGCAGCGUCUUUGCCCAUCAUCAGCUAUGCCCUUACCUCAUAUUCACCUUAUGUAGCCGAACUUCUGAUGGAAUCUAAUAUAGAGCUCAUAGCAAAGAAUGACUUGCGCUUUAUAGAUACUGUCUAUAAGCUUCUUCGGGAUCAAUUUAAUUAUAAACCAAUCUUGACAAAAAAGCAGUUUAUCCAGUGUGGAUUUGCCGAAUGGAAAAUCCAAAUUACUUGUGAUAUUUUGAAUUGUGUGAUAAAAAAGCAUAAGGAGUUGAGUAGUCUUGACAAGACUCCAUCACAACAAAGAAAAAAAAUCAGUUCUGUUAAGUCAGAACCUUCUUCAAGCAGUGAGAAGACAUCUACAGAACCUGUUGGUAUUGAUGUCACUGGAAGGUUUAUAACUUCAGGAAAGAAGAAAGCGGUGGUGAUCCGUCACCUGUAUACUGAAGAUAGUGUUAAAAUCCCUGAAGAUAUGUUAAGUACAGUUACAGAUGUUAAUGAAGCAUUUGAUGUGUGUGGCUUAAAGCCUAGUGAAAUAACCAUUCCUGAAGUAGAGGUCCCUGAAAUCAAGUCUGAUCAGCAAGACAUAAAAGGUAGUCCUGAGAUUACUGCACUGCAGAGUAAGCUUGCAGAAUGCCAAGAAAAGCUUACGAAACUAAGUUGGAUAGAGAGUAGAUUAGACUGUUUGGAAGAAAAAAUGAAAGGAAAAGUGAUGGUGAAUGAAAAAACCUGGACGAAUCUCCUAAGUCGCGUCACUCUUCUUGAAACAGAAAGGCUUUUGUCUAAAAAGAAUGAUGACUUUGUAGACUUUAAUGAAGCUAAUGAAGACUACGCUUCUUCUAGUAGUGACAUGGAUAUUCUGAAGCCUGAUAGAAAAAGCAAAAAGGAGAGGCAAGCAAGUAUCCCUCUGUCCUCUGGCUAUAGUACAGUGUCGUCAGAUUCAACUCCCAGAGCCUCAACUCUUAACUACUGUGGUUUGAAAGACAUUUCAGAGGAAACAACAAUCCAGAAAAUGGAAAGGAUGAAAAAAAUGUCUCUCAGUCAGCUGUGGGAUUUCCUUCAGGGCUCCAGCGCGAUAAAUCCACCUACAGUUACGUGUUUGUGAGAUGAGCCACUGUUUCGGUUUCCAACAAGUGAUGUAAAACACUGUUUAUGGAAUUAAUUGUGGAUUAAAGAGUGCAGAGAUAUUUUUGGUUGGUAAUUAAAGAGUAUUAUCUAUUUUUGAUAAGAGAUUUAUCAAAAUACUAUAUGAUAUAUGUAGAUGGAUGGUUUGGACACAUUUUAAGUAUUGUUAAAGUAUUGCUAGUCUUUUUCAGAAAACUAUUGGUAAGGUAAUACUAAAAAUGAUACCUUUAUCUAAUACAAUAUAGAAUUAUGUAUGAGUUUUUAAAGAGCAGUUGAAAAUAAAUAUGAAAUGAAAUUGUAUAGGAUUGUUAUGCUGCCUACCACUUUAAAAAACUUUAAUAUUUUUCUGAAAUUUGAGAAGUACUGAAAUAUUAUGCUCCAAGAAUUAGACUCAUAAUUGACUCUAGUUGUUAUUGCUCCCCUCUGACCAUGGUAUACUUAAUUUAUUAACGGUAACUAUACCUUUAAAUAAGAAAAAUAUUGAAAUUUAUUUUAGGCUCAAAAGCAUAAUUUCAACAACUUACAUCCCAUGCCUCACUAUGAAUUAUUUAUUUACUUAAUAUAUUAUUUAUUUAUUAUAUUUCAGGUUUGAAGAAACUGCAGAGUUACUGAAAUGUUCAAAUCACUAAUUAUAGAAUUUUCUGCAUGAACUUCUUAAGGCCUUUGGCUAUUGUAUGUGUUGUAUAUUCUAAGAAUUCUCUAUAAAUUGUAAUAUAUGGCAAUAUUUUUAUUAAGAAUUGGAAUUCCAUUUGGUAUAUGAGUUUUUUCAUUCAAUAUUGAAUAAAUAUUUAAUGUUUUAUGAUAUGAUUAUACUGCUUUACUCUGUUUUACUUUUCUUAGGAAAACCUGUGUGCCAAUGCAUUUCUUUUACAGAGUGAAGUCAUUAUAGCACUGUAUUUUGGUGUUGACAUUUGUUGGCAGUGGGCUAAGUAAUCUACUUUUUAAAGUACAGGCUUGAGGACCCCGGUUCACAUCCUGUUGGAAACACUCCACCUGGGACUUGCGUAUUGUACCCAGGAGGCUCUCGCACAUACGGUCUUGCCAUCUGUGCUGACGAAUAUAUUGUAAUGAAAAGUUAAAAAUUCUCAUUGAAAAUUAAAUAAAACAAAAAUACAAUGAUUUCACGCUUUGUCAAAAACAGCAACACAUUUUCAGUAAAUACUAAGAAAGUGAGGGUAUGAUUCUCCUUUUGUAUUUGGAAGCAGGUCGGGAAGUUGACUGUGAAAGUGUGUUGAGUAUUUUAGUGCUCUACUUUGUAACACAUUUUAAGACCAGCAGCACAGACACACAUGGCGGCCGUCCAGUAUUACAAGAAACACAGUGAUGUUUUUUGCUUUUUGUAAGUGAUGGGAAGUUAUAUAUUUUUUAUGGAAAGAGAAAAUGUCUUAGAUGAAAUUAAAUCAAGAGAAAAAAGAAAUUCACUUUAAAUUACUACAUAAAUUAUCUUUUUAUAACUUUAUAAGUAAAAAAGGUAAUAAUAGUUCUGGGUAAUCUUAAAAUUGAUUCCAUUAUUUGGAGGGAAAAAUAUUUUUUCAUUUGUAUUAUUAUUUAGAUCAUCUGAUUGUAUUUAUUCAUUUGUUUAUAUUAUGUAUAUGUAAUUUAUUAUUUAUAACAUGAACAUUUAUAUUGUUAAAAUUCUAAGUAGGAAAUUACUUUUGAGGAAACAUUUUUAGUAUUCUAAUACAUGUUUAGUCAUUAGACUUUAAAAUUAUGAACUUUUGAAGUUAGGAUACGAUCUUCAAUUUAGUGGAGUUUCAGUAAACAUUUCUAGAAUUAAUGAAUUCAGUUAGCUUUAUUUUUUCAAUUACAAAAAAUUUGUAAAAAUCAAGAGAUUACGGUUAACAAAAGAAAAAACUGCAUCAGUUAACGUCUAAAAUGUCAUUACCAGCAUGGAAUUGUAGCACCACCUUGUGGUUCAUAUGCCAGUAUUUUAGCUUUUAUUAAAACAAAUGAUUUUCCCCUUUUGAAAGACUCAGUUCCAAUUAUUAAAAGCAUUUUUGAAGUUUUCCUGUGCAACACAGAAGAAAAAGUAAAUCUCCUUUUCUCUGUCUCUUCACUUCCUCUUUUUUCUUUAUAUAGUGUACAUAUACACACAAUUAGAUGAUUUGAAAUAUUUUUUAAUCUCCUAAUUUACAUACAGUGUGCAAAUAUAAGUAUCUAGUAAAAGAUGUCUUAUAAAGUGGAGAUUUAGGAUGCAAAUUCUUUUAUAUUUUUAUCUAACAACUGAAACAGGAACUAAUAAAAUCAACUCAUAAUAAUACCACACAUUAACACUUACAAAGAAUCUCACUGUACUACUAGACUUCUUUGGAAAAAAGAAAGCAAAUUUGACUUUGUUGAAGUUUUUGAAGACAUAGCCAAAUUAUUUGUUAUUCUAAUUCUUUUAGAAAUAGUAGGAAAAGGUAUGUUUUCUCUCUUAGGCAAUUUGAUAAGUGGCUUGUAACCAUAAACCCGCCCCUUUUGAUUAACUUGAAGGUCUUGAGAAAGUGAGGGAGAGGAGCCCUGGAGAGAUUAGUUGGAGCUACAUAGUUAAACCUUAGUUAACUGGAAUUUUCACUAAUUCUAUCCCCUUAAUUCUCCCGUAAGCUGGAUAAAAGAUAAUUUAUUAUACUACCAACAAAAGCACCAGCGGCUUGUGCUGCCCUGCCUGUACUAUCCUCUGUGAAUGGGUCUGGAUAGAGAUCAUCUAGGAACGUUAUAAGGAAAGCAUAGGGUAAAAUACUAGUCAGUACAGAUUAAAAAGAAGUAAUAUCAACUCUUUGAAAAUUCUCGACUGAGCUAAGGACUAUUAAGUUGGAAAAAGUAGUUCUGUAUUUUGUUUGUUUUGCUCUAGUAUUUUUAAUGUAAUGUUUUAACAUGUAAUAUAUUUCCUAAAAAUAAA